This is a messenger RNA of Ictalurus punctatus (channel catfish), 506 nucleotides long. RefSeq names its product NADH:ubiquinone oxidoreductase subunit A11 (gene ndufa11). Gene Ontology annotation, biological process: mitochondrial respiratory chain complex I assembly. The record is from RefSeq and is marked provisional. NCBI's taxonomy places the organism in Eukaryota, Metazoa, Chordata, Actinopteri, Siluriformes, Ictaluridae.
GUCUCGCGAGAGUUCUGUGUGUCCUUGUUACGUCCAUAAUGGGUUAUUGGGACCUCGAAGAGGGGAAAGAUUGUGUUGGGAAAACAUGGAUUACCACCAAAUUGGGCACUGCCAUUGGGCUGGUUGGCUCGGCGUAUCAUCUUGUGUUAAUCCAGCCCGAAACUUCACUUGAAGCAUUGACAAGGGCAGUGAAUGGCACGGUCACGAUGGCUUCUCUGGGGGCGAUAUUUGGAGUCACCACGUGUCUGAGUGCACAUGUUAGGGACGCUCCUGAUGAUCCCACCAACUACUUCCUCGGAGGAUGUGCAUCAGGAGCCUUUCUUGGGGCUCGAACUCGCAGCGUUGUAACGGGCACAACCACUUGUCUAGGGCUGGGGAUCGUUGCCAUGCUUACUAAAGUUGGGAAGAAGGAAGGCUGGAGGUUAUCUGGUGAACCCAGACUGUAAAACCUUAACUACUGUUGUGUUCAUAUUGUAUAUUGCUUAAAUAAAUCUUUAUGAAAGGGG